Molecule: messenger RNA, 1167 nt
Organism: Sorex araneus (European shrew)
Lineage: Eukaryota; Metazoa; Chordata; Mammalia; Eulipotyphla; Soricidae
Gene: RILPL2
Product: Rab interacting lysosomal protein like 2
Exons: 4
Coding region: 199-813 (204 amino acids)
Biological process (GO): cilium assembly
Cellular component (GO): cytoplasm; ciliary basal body
Molecular function (GO): protein dimerization activity
Source: RefSeq, a predicted model, not a curated record
GGGGCCGGCCGCUGCCCCCGCCUCGCGUGCCCAGCCCGCGGCCGCCGCGUCCCCUUCCCCUUCCUGCUCCCGCUGCCCGGCGGCCGUGGCCUCGCGGUGGCCCGGGCCGCACCCCCGAGCCCGGGCGCGAUCGCGGCGGGGCCGCCCGGGGCCCCCAGUUUCCUGCGCGCGGGGGGAGCCGGGCCGGGCCGCGGGGCCAUGGACUCGCCCCCGGUCCCCGUCCCCGGGUCCGACGACGACGGGGAGGACGAGGCGGGGCCCGAGGGCGCGCUGCGCAAGAGCCCGUCGCAGCUGACCGCCGAGGACGUGUACGACAUCUCGUACGUGGUGGGCCGCGAGCUGAUGGCGCUGGGCAGCGACCCCCGCGUCACGCAGCUGCAGUUCAAGAUCGUGCGCGUGCUGGAGCUGCUGGAGGCGCUGGUGAGCGAGGGCUGCCUGGAGGCGGAGGCGCUGCGGCUGGAGCGCGACUCGCUGCAACAGGAGCUGGAGCGGCUGCGGCGCGCGGGCGGCGGCGCGGGCGGCCUGGGCCCCGACAAGAUGGUGGUGGACCUGGCCGACCCCGAGCGGCCGCGCUUCACGCUGCAGGAGCUGAGGCAGGUGCUGCAGGAGCGCAACAGGCUCAAGUGCCAGCUGCUGGUGGCGCAGGAGGAGCUGCAGUGCUACAGGAGUGGCCUGAUUUCGUCAAGAGAAGGGCCAGGAGGAAGAAGAGAAGAAGGUGCUGUGGUUGCCCGGGCCAGCAGUGCCGGUGGGAGCAAGCAGGAGAAGACCGCCCUGCGGAGGCUGUUCUUUUUCCGGUCAGGGAAGCAGUCCUAGACCGAAGGCCGUGACGACGAUGGCAGCACCUUCUCAGGCCCAAGAAGGCAACCUGCUGGCGUCCAGAACGGUCUCUCAGUGCCACCACUGUCCUCCUCCUUCCCUUCUCCCGAGGCUGGGGAGGGACGGCCCCCUGCUCCAGCGCUGCGGAGCUGGGCAGCCCCAGAGGCUGGGCCCCAGGGCCUCGGGAGCACUUCAGAGCACCCAGGAUGGAAGGAGCCACGAUGCUCUGGGUCGAGGGCAGGGCGCGGCUGCUGACUUCUCAGGGGCGCUCUCCCCACGCUUAACAUUACUCCAUUUUGCUAAUGUGACUUUCUCUACAUGGGUUUUGUAUUAAAGAUGACUUGAAGCUUU